This is a messenger RNA of Osmerus eperlanus (European smelt), 2306 nucleotides long. RefSeq names its product protein phosphatase 1, regulatory (inhibitor) subunit 14Aa (gene ppp1r14aa). NCBI's taxonomy places the organism in Eukaryota, Metazoa, Chordata, Actinopteri, Osmeriformes, Osmeridae. The coding region runs from base 134 to 613 and encodes 159 amino acids. Gene Ontology annotation, cellular component: cytoplasm. Gene Ontology annotation, biological process: regulation of phosphorylation. The transcript has 4 exons. The record is from RefSeq and is a predicted model, not a curated record. Gene Ontology annotation, molecular function: protein serine/threonine phosphatase inhibitor activity.
CAGGGUGGAGAUGUAACAACAGGAAUCAGAUAAAGUGCCGCCUGUCCGUCCACUGUUUGCUCUCAAGCGUCUUUAGCUUCAGCCGACACUGAGUGCAAGCCUCAAGAAUAACUUGAGAAACCUGUUAGACGAGAUGGCAGCCCAUCGAAUCGGUAAGACGCAAGAAGAUGAGGUCCAUUCAUCAGAAAUGGAAACGUCUCGGGAACAUGGGUUCGGCCUCCAGAAGAGACAAGCUCGGGUGACAGUGAAAUACAACAGGAAAGAGCUUCAGAAGCGGAUAGAUGUGGAAAAAUGGAUAGAUGAAUGCUUGGAUAAGCUGUACUUAGGAAAGGAAGACGACACGCCCGAUGAGAUCAACAUAGACGAACUGCUCGACCUGCCCACCGACGAGGAACGAGCACAAAGAUUACAGGAGAUCCUUCAGACCUGCAGCAACAACACAGAGGCGUUCGUCCGCGACCUCCUGGGCAUGCUGCAGGGCCUCCACAAGCAGGAGGAGCUCCAGAGCGAAGGCGUCGAGCACCCCGCGCCCUACUGCCACGGUCACCCCCGUCACGAGCCCUACCACUUCAACAGCCCCCACCACUGCAGCCAGCACCACCCCGCCAUCUGAGCUCUCCCCGCCCCCCCCCCCCCCCCCCCACCCCCGUCUCACACGCCGCCUGGCCGUGAUGAAGGACCAUGGGAUAGCAGACAUGGAGAGAGAAAAAAAAGAAUCUCCAAAGCGACCUGCCUGGAAAGACCACCUGCCUGGAAAAGGUGGCACACUGUGACCAGACCAGCGUAUCGUUUGUGGUAAACACCCACCUGAUCUCCUCUGCUCCCUGUCCUGACGACGCCUCCCUCGACGAACGCCUGAACACUGCUAGCCACGGCAUUAUGGAUACACCCAAUCAAGUCACCGAAAUGUUUGGAGUCCUCCAAACAUGAUAUAGCUUUAGAGUUACGUCGGCCAUUAAUUGUACCAUGGUAGGACUGUGAAUGAAGGACUACGGACAGGAUAGUUCCCAUUUUGUGAAUGGUGUAACACUGAAAGUAUCCACAUUACACAGCUACUUUUCAACUAGAUUCGUUUGUUUUCAUCCUUAGUCCAUUGCUUUAAUCCUAAGAAAUGGAUUCGUUCACUACGUUCUGCAGUAUAAUAUCUGGUAAAACUGAUUCUCUAAUGCCUACAGUGUUUUGUAUUUCUGGCUCAUUGUUGUAACACGUUUGAGUGAUUUCCAUUCGUUUAUCGUAUUCAAUUGGAAAUGAAGACAAAUAAAACAUAUGUCAAUCACAUGAAUCCCCCCACAGUUCUGGUUUGUUCUGGAUGAAGACAGGAUGAAACCAGAGCCACAGAUACAGUUACACCAAGUCUGUUGACAAGACUCCAGCUUUGCCUCCUGACAGGGAGGGGGGGGUGGUAGUCGUAGAGAUGUGACAUCAUCUAAGACUGUCAGAAUGACUCAUCAAGGCGGUGACAGAAGAAUGUCACUGAUUGUUUUAGUCACAGUGAACCAUGAGGUCACAGCACAGGCAGGUUGUCGACAUUCUUUCAAUAAAUCCCGAUUUAGUAUGUGAGGCUACCUUCACGGAAUAUCCAUGUGUUUAUGUAGGCUAGAUUUAUAAUGUUGAUGUAUUUAUGAGAAGGCCGACCAUUCUUAUAAAUAACAGAAGUGUUUGUUUGAUUCUUGGACUGUCAUUGUACACUAGAUGGCACCGGAGGAGAGAGAUGAGACACUGAUCCCAGCAGGAGGGGGGGGGGGGGGCAAUACAUUUACAUUUACAUUACAUUUAGUCAUUUAGCAGACGCUCUUAUCCAGAGCGACUUACAGUAAGUACAGGGACAUUCCCCCGAGGCAAGUAGGGUGAAGUGCCUUGCCCAAGGACACAACGUCAUUUUGGCAUGGCCGGGAAUCGAACUGGCAACCUUCUGAUUACUAGCCCGCUUCCCUAACCGCUCAGCCACCUGACUCCCUGUAGCAUACCCAUGCAAUAGCAUACCCAUGUCACAAAAAGCAUGUCAAAAUGUCAAUGGAAGCAUUCAAAAAGUUCAUUGCUCUUUCAUGACCUCGCCAAAACUUCAUGACAUCAACUGACAUUGUUAUUCUGCCACGGUGUUAGGGGUAAGGCUAAACAUUCACUGAGCAAUUCAGGAAAAGACAACAAAUGUGGUUUUCAACGUUUUCUAUCAAUGUAAAAACAUCCUCAAAAUGUAUACAUUUUUGUUCUUGAUGAAAUUGUAGUUUGCUUCCUGGAACCUUUACAUGUAUGUUGUCACGUGCUACUUGAUUUUGAUCUUAAGGUAAACAGUUCUUUAACUCUGA